UUUGUGAGUCGUUUAUUUCUGGAAUGAUUCAUGUAAUAUUUUCAGACUUUGAUUAGUGGUAACUGAAACUUCAAAAGCAAACUUACAGGUAAAUGAGAGACCCUUGCUUUUCCAUUGCUAUAUCCUGCUUCCUGACUCAGUAUUUGCUCUUUUUCGGUGCUAGAAGGCUUUUCUCUUCCAAUUGUUUCUGUCUUUUACUUUUUCAUGACCAACCCAUGUUUCUCUUUCUAGUGGUCCUCAAAGAAGUUCUGCUGACGCCCUGACCCACCCUGAGGGAGAUGCUCUCCCAGGUAGCUUGAAAAGCCAUCACUCUUUUGUCCUGUUUCCUACAAGUGUCUUUUUACUCAUUCCUGUAUCCCAACACAGUGUGGCCCAACUCAACAUGGAGUUCAUGACCUCUUUUUGGAAUGAAACGUGAGUAGACUAAUGAUGAGCCCCAAAUCCUGAAAUUUUUACUAAGUCGCCCAUCACUUUUCGGUGGAAAUUGAAACGGAUCACAUAUGCCAAAGUGUGUGUAGCACCACGACCACGGUAUCUGGUUUCUGAGAAAUAAUCAAAUUCCAUGAGCCCAGGGUUAAAAAUUGGCUUGCUUGGGUGGGAGGGGUCCCAGAGCAGGGCCCACACUGGGCGGAGCGCUGGCGAGGGAGGCGGGGACUCUAGGCUAUGGUCCUGCCCACAAGAAGGCGGCGGAAGGGGCACAAGUCAAGGGCGGAGAACUCAGGAGGAAGGCGGAGUCUCCUCAGGGUGGCCCCGCCCAGGGGCGGUGCCGAGCGAGAGGAAGGCGGGGCUCGCGGCGAGGAGGUCUGCUUCCGAGGCGGCUGAAGAGGUUUGGUAGUGGGCCCAGCGGGUGGCCCGGGUCACCGCCCGCUCUUCGGCGGCCAUCUUGCCCGCGCCCGUCUCCCGCGGCGGGGGGGGCGGCGUACAGGCCGGAAACGUCUGUGUGGCGACACGCCACCUCCUCAGGUCAGUGAGUGCGGCCCGGAGCGGGUGUCUGCGUGAGGCCCAGGGCCGCAGUCGCGGCAGCUUCCUCAGAGCCUCGCCGGAGGGUGGCGUUCUGGUCAGUGGGAUGGUCACGGCACAGGGCGGCUGGCGGGCCUCGUGUGGAGCCUUCGGGCGUCCCGCGGCCGCGUGGCGACCGCCCUCCGUGCGGCCGCGGCGGGAGUGUGGAGUCGCGUCCCCCGCUGCCGAGCCAGGGACAUAGCAAGCUUCUCAAGACAUGGUUAAGAAGCUUCCUUUCUUUGUGAGAAUCUAGUGAAUGGACCUGACUGGACUUUUUAAGCCCAUCAAUAAACAUGAGCGGUACCAAGCCUGAUAUUUUGUGGGCACCACACCAGGUUGAUAGAUUCGUUGUAUGUGACUCAGAGCUGAGCCUUUAUCAUGUGGAAUCGGCUGUGAAUUCAGAACUCAAAGCUGGAUCAUUACGUUUAUCUGAAGACUCUGCAGCUACAUUACUGUCAAUAAACUCAGAUACACCCUAUAUGAAAUGUGUUGCGUGGUAUCUCAAUUAUGAUCCUGAGUGUCUCCUAGCAGUUGGACAAGCAAAUGGUCGAGUUGUACUUACAAGUCUUGGUCAAGAUCAUAACUCUAAGUUUAAAGAUUUGAUAGGAAAAGAAUUUGUUCCAAAACAUGCUCGACAAUGCAAUACGCUUGCGUGGAAUCCACUGGAUAGUAACUGGCUUGCUGCUGGUCUAGACAAACACAGAGCUGACUUUUCAGUUCUGAUAUGGGAUAUCUGCAGCAAAUAUACUCCUGAUAUUGUUCCCAUGGAAAAAGUGAGACUUUCAGCAGGUGAAGCUGAAACAACAUUAUUAGUAACAAAACCACUGUAUGAGUUAGGGCAGAAUGAUGCUUGUCUAUCUCUUUGUUGGCUUCCACGAGACCAGAAGCUUCUUCUUGCUGGCAUGCAUCGUAACCUAGCCAUAUUUGAUCUUCGGAACACAAGCCAGAAGAUGUUUGUAAAUACAAAAGCUGUUCAAGGAGUGACAGUGGACCCUUACUUCCAUGAUCGUGUUGCUUCCUUCUAUGAAGGUCAGGUUGCAAUAUGGGAUCUUAGAAAAUUUGAGAAGCCAGUUUUGACUUUGACUGAACAACCAAAGCCCUUAACAAAAGUAGCAUGGUGUCCAACUAGGACAGGCCUGCUUGCUACUUUAACAAGGGAUAGUAAUAUUAUUAGGCUGUAUGAUAUGCAGCACACACCCACUCCCAUUGGGGAUGAAACUGAGCCCACAAUAAUUGAAAGAAGUGUGCAACCUUGUGACAAUUACAUUGCUUCCUUUGCAUGGCACCCAACGAGUCAAAAUCGAAUGAUAGUUGUGACUCCCAACCGAACAAUGUCUGACUUCACUGUAUUUGAAAGGAUAUCUCUUGCCUGGAGCCCGAUUACAUCUUUAAUGUGGGCUUGUGGUCGCCAUUUGUAUGAGUGUGCAGAAGAAGAAAGUGAUAAUACCUUAGAAAAAGAUAUAGCAACAAAAAUGCGCCUUCGGGCUUUAUCAAGGUAUGGACUUGAUACCGAACAGGUAUGGAGAAACCACAUUUUAGCUGGCAAUGAAGACCCACAGCUCAAGUCACUCUGGUAUACUCUGCACUUUAUGAAGCAGUAUACAGAAGAGAUGGAUCAAAAAUCUCCAGGCAACAAAGGAUCAUUGGUUUAUGCAGGAAUUAAAUCAAUAGUAAAAUCAUCAUUAGGAAUGGUAGAAAGCAGCAGACAUAAUUGGAGUGGCUUGGAUAAACAAACUGAUAUUCAGAACUUAAAUGAAGAGAGGAUUUUAGCGUUACAGCUUUGUGGGUGGAUAAAGAAAGGAACGGAUGUAGAUGUGGGGCCAUUUUUGAACUCCCUUGUACAAGAAGGAGAAUGGGAAAGAGCUGCUGCCGUGGCUUUGUUCAACUUGGAUAUUCGGCGAGCAAUCCAAAUCCUGAAUGAAGGGGCAUCUUCAGAAAAAGGAGAUCUGAAUCUCAAUGUGGUGGCAAUGGCUUUAUCAGGGUAUACGGACGAGAAGAACUCCCUGUGGAGGGAGAUGUGCAGCACACUACGCUUGCAGCUCAACAACCCCUAUCUGUGUGUCAUGUUUGCAUUUCUGACAAGUGAAGCAGGGGCCUAUGACGGAGUUUUGUAUGAAAACAAAGUUGCUGUACGGGACAGAGUGGCAUUUGCUUGUAAAUUCCUUGGUGAUGCUCAGUUAAAUAAAUACAUUGAAAAGCUGACCAAUGAAAUGAAAGAGGCUGGGAAUUUGGAAGGCAUCUUGCUGACCGGCCUCACUAAAGAUGGAGUGGACCUGAUGGAGAGUUAUGUGGACAGAACUGGAGAUGUCCAAACAGCAAGCUACUGCAUGUUACAGGGUUCACCUUUAGAUGUUCUGAAAGACGAAAGGGUUCAAUAUUGGAUUGAGAAUUACAGAAAUUUAUUAGAUGCCUGGAGGUUUUGGCACAAACGGGCUGAAUUUGAUAUUCAUAGGAGUAAAUUGGAUCCCAGUUCCAAGCCUUUAGCACAGGUGUUUGUGAGUUGUAAUUUUUGUGGCAAAUCAAUCUCCUACAGCUGUUCCUCUGUGCCUCAUCAGGGCAGAGGGUUUAGUCAGUAUGGUGUGAGUGGCUCACCAACAAAAUCCAAAGUCACAAGCUGCCCUGGCUGUCGAAAACCCCUUCCUCGAUGUGCACUUUGCCUCAUUAAUAUGGGAACACCUGUUUCUAGCUGUCCUGGUGGAUCCAAAUCAGAUGAAAAAGUGGACUUGAGCAAGGACAAAAAGUUAGCUCAGUUUAACAAUUGGUUUACCUGGUGUCACAAUUGUCGGCAUGGUGGGCAUGCCGGACAUAUGCUAAGUUGGUUCAGGGACCAUGCAGAGUGUCCUGUAUCUGCAUGCACGUGUAAAUGUAUGCAGUUGGAUACAACAGGAAAUCUGGUGCCAGCAGAGACUCUUCAGCCAUGAAAUGUUACAUCUGAAGAGAAACCUUCAAGUGUGGAGUCUUUAAUAGAUGUCCUUCAUAGUUCAAAAAAAUACCUCAGAACAAGUCACUCAUGAGUUUCCUAUAAUGGGGAAAUAAAUCAUUCUAUCAGUUUAGCAAUUUGAUAUUUUGAGUGAUUUUGACGAACUUCUCAGAGGCAAACGCGCUGCUGAUAUGAACAUCAGAGCAUGAAUAUUGGUGCUGUUCAGUAGGGUAAAGUUUAUUUGAAAGAACUUUCUAGGCUUUUGUCAAAAUUAUGUGUACAGAUGGUUUUAGAAUAAAAACAGACCUUGUGCCUGUAUCUUCACUCUGGAAUUGAUAACUUUUGAUAAAAAUCUGUACAUGUUUAAAGCCAAAUGCCAAUUCAGUGGUUCAUCUAUCAAUGUAAACUUAUUCAUGCUUAAAUAUGCUUUCAGAGAAAAUGUGAAUUUUUACAUUGAGAAUUAGCUCCUGACCCACACUGGAGAAUACAUGCACAUGUGCUUAUGUGUACACACAUAUUUAACGAAUCUUCAACCUCAUACAUUUGUAUUUUAAUAUAAAAGAUUUUGACAUAGAUCAUUCUUGUCUUCCUCAAAAAUCCAAGUUAGGAGCAGGCUGGUGAGAUGGUUCAGCAUAUAAGAAGGGGGCUGGCUGCCACCCCAGAAGACCUAAGUGCAGUCAGUCCUUGGGACCCAUGUGUUGGAAGCAGUGAUUCAGCUGACCCCCAGAAGUGUGCUGCAGCAUGGGGCAGGCAGAUACGCACGCAUGCGCAUUAGAAAAUAAAGAAUAAUAAAACAAUUUAAAACCAUA
Rattus norvegicus (Norway rat) is the source of this 4728-nucleotide messenger RNA. The record is from RefSeq and is a predicted model, not a curated record. NCBI's taxonomy places the organism in Eukaryota, Metazoa, Chordata, Mammalia, Rodentia, Muridae.